GACUAAUAUGCUUUUGUUGGUCGUUCUCAAAUGCACCGCGCGUUUCGCUGUUUUGAUAUCGGGUUUAUUGUUAGUCUGUAGUUCGCUUUCGACCGCGACGGAGCGCCGCAUCGCCCGCCAAUUAUCUCGACGAUAUAGUGUUAUCAGUGAUAAUUUAGUGUGAUAAGAGAUAAGUCGCGAAGUGGUCGUACCUGUGUAUUAUGUAAAGUGGAUUUUCUGCAAUGGCGGCCACGGCUGGUCCCCGAAAGACCAUCUCGGUGCACGACUACCCCGAGCACCUCAAUCCCUUUCGAGAUGAGGACAACCAUAAUAAGAUAAGGUUCUGGACGAUCGGUCGGAAGCUCAACCGGUCCAACAGCAUAAAUUUCAGCGGCAUCAAAGACUUGAGAAACUCCUGGUCACUACGGUCGUUUAUGCGAAAGGGGAAGAAAGGGGAACCCCCAUCCAAAGAGAAUGACUACCCAAAGAAAUCGCCAACACUUGCCAACGGAGACAACAGUCCCAUCGUGUACAGGCGAGCACUACAGUACUCUUCGGGCUCCCGCAACACGGUCGGUUCGCCAGAGCAGGGUGAUCGCUAUGUGUACGGUGGGUCCAUCACGCCGCUGCCGCGCUCGAGGUUCCAGGAGCGACUGAGAAGCUCACAUCAGGAGGUCAACUCUGGCAGUAACACACCUCGUAUGGCUCGGAGCGAAAUCACAGGAUCGAGAUUGAGUAUUGAGAGUACGAAUCCUUUUGAUGAGCCACCCAUUCCCCCGGUACGGGCUUCGAGGCGCAAGAAGAAACGCGCGCCCCCUCCCCCGCCUGUCGUCGAUGAAACGAUCAACGACACAAUUGAAGAAUUACGCGUAACUGAAGCUGAAGAUAAAAAGGCUCCUGACACUGUUGAAGACGAUAAUAUAGAAGACGUAAACCUCAACAUCGAACUAAAAAUUGUAGAAGAUAAAGACGAAGCUCCCAGCAACGAAAAGAUCGAAGAAACAACAACAGCAAAAGUUCCAGAUAAAGUUCCAGUUGAUACACCAAUCCACAACGAAGAAACAGUUGAAUUAAGAAUAAAAGCAAACGAAGAACAGGAUGAUAACGGAAACGACUUAAGGAAUGCAGACUCAGAAGACAAUCUAAUAGACAAGUCCGCAUUUCCGAAAAUUAACAUAGAGAAGUAUAGGAGAAACUCGAGCGUAAACGAGGAUGAUAUAAAACUAAGGCGAGGGAACUUAGAAGACUUCCACUCCUUAUCGAGCAAACGAAGCCAAAGCCUUAUAAACACUUCGGACGAAAGAUACGUCGCAUUCGACAUAAACUUGAACGAGAGCAAAAAUUUCGAUAUCAACAGCAACGAGGAACCACAGAGAGUAGUCUGCAAGGUCUACGAGGAGACGCGGAAGAAGAGUCUAGAUAACUCCAUUUCUAGCACCGAAAAGGAGUUUCUAGAAAUCGAUAGAGCGACUAGAGAACUGGAGAAGGAGAUAAGUAAACUUAACACUGCGCUGCACGAAGACGAUUUGGAAGAGCAUCGGCUCUCAGUGUCAGAGAUACGAAGAAAAUUCGAUAUCAGAGACACAUCACCAAAUCCCAUACCAAAGCCUAGACGUAGUCACUAUGGAGAAUCACAACUCAACGGAAAUGUUUAAAAAAAUUUAAAUU
This is a messenger RNA of Aricia agestis (brown argus), 1647 nucleotides long. RefSeq lists its product as uncharacterized. The record is from RefSeq and is a predicted model, not a curated record. The transcript has 5 exons. Lineage: Eukaryota; Metazoa; Arthropoda; Insecta; Lepidoptera; Lycaenidae. The coding region runs from base 222 to 1634 and encodes 470 amino acids.